This is a messenger RNA of Eleginops maclovinus (Patagonian blennie), 1543 nucleotides long. RefSeq names its product relaxin family peptide receptor 3.3a1 (gene rxfp3.3a1). The coding region runs from base 150 to 1136 and encodes 328 amino acids. Gene Ontology annotation, cellular component: external side of plasma membrane; membrane. The transcript has a single exon. NCBI's taxonomy places the organism in Eukaryota, Metazoa, Chordata, Actinopteri, Perciformes, Eleginopidae. Gene Ontology annotation, molecular function: C-C chemokine receptor activity; C-C chemokine binding. Gene Ontology annotation, biological process: cell chemotaxis; positive regulation of cytosolic calcium ion concentration; G protein-coupled receptor signaling pathway. The record is from RefSeq and is a predicted model, not a curated record.
UGCAGGACAGGAGGGUGGGGUGGAUACAGACGAAGGGAUGGCAACAUGUUCUAAAGUGGUUAUGCACACACCAGCUCUCUGUGGACCUAAAUGGUUGUAUCUGUCUUAAUGAUAGACCUCUAACUGACUUUUCUAAAACUGCCAACAUUAUGAUUGAAGAAAAUGAGAGUUUGUGUUUGAACAGGUCACUGGUGGAGGUGGACUGCUUCAGUAAUAUGGAAGACAUCGACGUGACAGCCGACGGAAGCCUGAUCCUGAGGUUCCUCAUCUGCCUGGUUUACUCCGUGGUCUGCGCUGCAGGUCUGAUGGGCAACCUGCUGGUCAUCUUCUUCAUCAGGGUCAAACAAGAGAGGAAGAAGUCCACCGUGAACUUCUUUGUGCUCAACUUGGCAGUGACGGACCUGCAGUUCGUGCUCACUCUGCCCUUCUGGGCCGUGGACACCGUGCUGGACUUCAGCUGGCCGUUUGGAGACGCCAUGUGCAAAAUCAUCCUCUCAGUCACCGUGAUGAACAUGUAUGCCAGCGUGUUUUUCCUCACUGCCAUGAGUGUGACCAGAUACUGGUCUGUCGCCUCGGCUCUGAAGAACAGCACCACGCGCAAGUCCUGUUCAUCCAAAUGGACCUGCGCAAUUAUUUGGACACUGGCAACUGUGGCUACUGCUCCUACGUCUAUUUUCUCAACUCUCAGCAACGUCACGGGAGAAAAACUAUGUUUGUUGAGGUUUCCAGGUGGACAGUACUGGCUAGCUGUGUACCACAUACAGAAAAUACUUGUGGGUUUUGUUUUGCCCAUGUCCAUCGUGUCCAUCAGCUACAUGAUGCUCCUGCGUUUCAUCCGCAACCGGAGUAUGAAAACAAGCAACCCCAAACGGAGAUCCCAAGUCACUAAGUCCAUCACCAUCGUCGUCUUGUCUUUCUUCUUGUGCUGGAUGCCGAAUCAUGCCAUCACCCUGUGGAGUGUGCUGGUCAAACUGAACGCUGCAAACUGGGACAGAGCGUACUACAUAGUGCACACAUAUGUGUUCCCUCUGACCGUGUGUCUAGCUCACACAAACAGCUGCCUCAACCCGGUUAUUUACUGCCUCAUGAGGAAGGAGUUUAGGAACAAACUGAGAAGUUUGAUACACAGAAGUUGAUGCUCGAGCACUGAAAAUGAUUCAAUGUGUUGGAAACAGUACCCAAGACGCAUCGAGUGCGCACGGUUAAAAAGGCUUGGAGUGAGAGAGGAGACAUGUCAGAAAGCACAAUGAGAAACCCACAGCAGCGUCAUUUCAAUAUCAGUUCCAUUCUGCUUAAUGAAAAUAUAACUUUCAUCAGCGCUUCUUGUCCUUAUAGCCUUGCAUAAUGUGGCUCGUGUAUAUGGAGAAACCGCUGUAUCUGAUUUACGCAUAAUUAAUGUGUGAAAAUAUACACUGAUGUCCACUUCAGCAUUUGUAUGUAAGAUAACUAUUAGGAGUGUUGUGUUGGUAGUGAGUAUGUGCAUAAUUGCGCAUAAUUAGUAUUAUAUAAGUAUAUUGUGCUAGCGUCAUAACUGAUCAAACAA